UGCGAAUCUAGUGACUCUAUUGCCUCUUCAAACCCAUCUCUCUCUAUAAAACGACAAAGCCACCUAACGCAUUCUCAGAUUUUUGGAGAGAGAGGACUCAACAGAACCCUGUAAUGGCGGCCAUUUCGAGCUGUGCUAGGGUUUUUUCAUCCUUCGAGUGUCGUUCAGAUCCCGACUUUACCGGCGUACCUCCGAGUCCAGGCGGUGGCAAAUUCUCCGCCAACGCCAACUCGGUGGUGCUGAGUCGCGGAUCGGUCGGAGGUCUCUCUUCUCUGAUCUUCAAAUUCCCACCGAACUUUGUGAGGCAGCUGAGCACAAAGGCUCGGAGGAAUUGCAGCAACAUUGGGGUCGCUCAGGUGGUGGCGGCUUCUUGGUCAAAUAACGAGGUGGUCAAUGGUUUGACCCCGGCGGCGGCUAAAGCCGUCGAUGCGGCCGCCGCGGUCUCCGUUGCGCAGGUUGAGAUUGCGACCGGCGAGGAGGAGGCUGUGGUGGUUGAAAAUGUUAAUGGUUGUAGUAAUGGUAGAAAUGUACAGUUUGAGGGUUUAGCUGAUAUGAAAUAUGCUUCGUUUUUGAGCUCUGAUGGGAGCGUCGCAAUUCAUGCCGGUGAAAGAUUGGGUCGUGGUAUUGAUACGGACGCAAUAACUACGCCCGUAGUUAAUACAUCUGCCUACUUCUUCAAAAAAACUGCUGACCUAAUUGAUUUCAAGGAGAAAAGGCGUGCAAGUUUUGAAUAUGGGCGAUAUGGAAAUUACACUACUGUUGUUGCAGAGGAGAAGAUAAGUGCUCUGGAGGGUGCUGAAUCAACCCUAUUAUUGGCUUCCGGAAUGUGUGCUAGCACAGUCAUGUUAUUAGCAUUGGUACCUGCUGGUGGGCAUAUUGUGACAACCACAGACUGCUAUAGGAAGACACGGAUAUUUAUUGAAACCAUUCUUCCAAAAAUGGGAAUCACGGCCACUGUUAUUGACCCUGCGGAUAUUGGAGCUCUUGAGUCUGCCCUGGAUAAGAACAAAGUGACUCUUUUUUUCACGGAGUCUCCAACAAACCCAUUCCUGAGGUGCGUUGACAUUGAGCUGGUUUCAAAGCUUUGCCAUGAGAAAGGAGCAUUAGUUUGCAUAGACGGGACAUUUGCAACACCUCUCAAUCAGAAGGCCCUAGCUCUUGGGGCUGAUUUUAUUCUGCACUCUGCAACAAAAUACAUUGGGGGCCACAAUGAUGUCAUUGCAGGUUGCAUUUCUGGUUCUGAGAAAUUGAUUUCACCAGUUCGUAACUUGCACCAUAUUCUGGGUGGUGUUCUCAACCCUAAUGCUGCAUAUCUGAUCAUCCGAGGCAUGAAGACACUGCAUCUUCGCAUACAGCAACAAAAUUCAACAGCAUUGAGGAUGGCCGAGAUUUUAGAGGCACAUCCUAAGGUGAGGCGGGUCUAUUAUCCAGGCUUGUCAAGUCAUCCAGAACAUCACAUCGCGAAGCGGCAAAUGACUGGUUUUGGCGGUGUGGUCAGUUUUGAGGUCGAUGGAGACUUGAUGACUACUGCAAAAUUUGUUGAUGCAUUGAAAAUCCCAUACAUUGCCCCGUCCUUUGGAGGUUGUGAAAGCAUUGUGGAUCAGCCCGCCAUAAUGUCUUACUGGGAUCUUUGCCAGUCAGAUAGGGUCAAGUAUGGGAUCAUGGACAACUUGGUUCGGUUCAGCUUUGGAGUUGAAGAUUUUGACGACUUAAAGGCUGAUAUUCUUCAGGCUCUGGACACCAUAUAAAGCGGCUCACCGGCAUCAUCGUUUUUCAUCAUUUCUAUUUCCUUUCACCUUUGUUUACAUUCUUUUUAUGCUCUUUCAAGUGUUGUUUUCAAAUGAAAUGCUCCUUUGCUGGAGUUUUAAGGAUAAUCAGCUGGUUGGUCCUAUUAAUAGUUGGCGACAAUGUCUUUCUUCUUCCGGUAUUAUGGUUUUCAGUUCUUCAGGAAAAUGAUGAUGAACCGUGAAUGACGAAAUAAAUUUUGUAUGCAGUCAUUGCUUUUUUUCUAAUCAAACUCUCGUUCGAUGCUGGCAGUCUAG
This is a messenger RNA of Ilex paraguariensis (yerba mate), 2042 nucleotides long. The record is from the annotation of a GenBank genome assembly. Lineage: Eukaryota; Viridiplantae; Streptophyta; Magnoliopsida; Aquifoliales; Aquifoliaceae.